This is a messenger RNA of Spea bombifrons (plains spadefoot toad), 1048 nucleotides long. RefSeq names its product mas-related G-protein coupled receptor member D-like. The record is from RefSeq and is a predicted model, not a curated record. Gene Ontology annotation, biological process: G protein-coupled receptor signaling pathway. NCBI's taxonomy places the organism in Eukaryota, Metazoa, Chordata, Amphibia, Anura, Pelobatidae. The transcript has a single exon. Gene Ontology annotation, molecular function: G protein-coupled receptor activity. The coding region runs from base 7 to 1008 and encodes 333 amino acids. Gene Ontology annotation, cellular component: membrane.
CGAAGCAUGGAUUUUAACAGCACUAAUGUGACUGACAUUAACACCACUGAAUAUCAUGAUAGUGGUUUUAGCAAUGAUGCAUACAUCCAUUUUACUAUUGCAGCCGCAGUUGCCAUAGCCCUCUGUCUGUUUGGAAUGGUGGGAAAUGUUAUUGUAUUCUGGUACCUGUCCUUAAAAAUUAAGAGGAACAAAUACACAGUUUAUAUUAUCAACCUAGCAGCAGCUGACUUAAUUUUUCUCAUAUUUACAGCUGUUAUAAUGAUGGUUAAUAUUAACACAAUGGUUGGCAAAAAUCCAGAAUUUACAGGAAAGCAGAAACUCCUUACAGCUUUAGAAAUAGUUUAUGACAGUGCACUGUAUUCAGGAAUGUUCUUUCUCACAGCCAUCAGUAUGGAAAGGUGUUUUUCUGCUGUUUUUCCAAUGUGGUAUCAGUGUUACAGACCAAAGAACCUGUCUUUAAUUGCAUGCUUUCUGCUUUGGAUCAUUGCCUGGUUGGAGGCCCUCCUUGAAAAUCUGGUAUGUCCAUCAGAAGAUUUUGACGCUCAGACAACAAGCUGUACCGGAGUGGAACUAAUGAUAUUUAUCACUGGUAUCGGACUCUGUCUGCCCUUAAUGGUGUUGUCUAGUAUCACCCUAAUGAUUAUGGUAAAGAGGACCUUCCAGUUGAAUUGCACUCCAAGACUUUACAUUAUCAUCAUAAUUGCAGUAAUUAUUUUUGUCCUCUCUGUCAUCCCAUUUCAGUUUGUGUGGUUUAUGUUGUACUUUCAGCUGUUGCCCUUAGAUGUUCAGUAUGUUAGUAUCUAUUUUGCCAGUGUGUUUGGCACUGUACUGAAUAGUAUUAUCAACCCCUACAUUUACUUUAUUGUAGGAAGGCAAUGGAAAGAAAAAUCUCUCCAUUCCAUACAAGAUGCUCUUAAAAGAGCCUUCAAGGAUGAUAAAAAAGAAAAUCCAUCCAGUAAUAAAGCAAAAACAUCAUCAUGUCAAACCAAUCUUCCAGAUUCUGCAUAGAUAUGUUUGAAUAUUGACUGAAUUAAUUGAUAUAUUGAUU